This is a messenger RNA of Trichomycterus rosablanca, 3401 nucleotides long. It is a transcript of the gene mms22l, whose product is annotated as MMS22-like, DNA repair protein. Lineage: Eukaryota; Metazoa; Chordata; Actinopteri; Siluriformes; Trichomycteridae. Gene Ontology annotation, biological process: replication fork processing; double-strand break repair via homologous recombination. Gene Ontology annotation, cellular component: nuclear replication fork. The transcript is spliced from 21 exons. The record is from RefSeq and is a predicted model, not a curated record. Bases 126 to 3305 code for a protein of 1059 amino acids.
AUUAUGAAGCAGAAGAGCUGAGGCAGCAGUGUGUGUGCUUUCUUACGUACAUUAAAGUCUUUGUUCACAGGUUCGUGGAGGUUCCUUGUGCCGCAGAUGAGGAGGUCAGUCCACCGUUCGCUGAGAUGGAGGCUCAGUUCCCCUCUGCUUUAGUGGAGGAGCUGUUCAGCCUCAUGUUGCUCGUCGGCAGACUCGGAGAUUUACCGGCUAAUGUACAGAGUGCCUUUACCAUCCAUCACCAGGGAAAGCUUUUCCCUCCAUCAUGGCAUUUACUGCACCUCCACCUGGACGUUCACUGGGCCCUCCUAGAGAUCCUGCACAUAUUAGGACAGAAACUGAUGGGUCAGGUCGUAUAUGGACAACAGUUUGUGGAUUUAACAGGAGAAACCCUCACCAACAUCAGCCUGUUUGGGGAUCAUCUCAACAACCUGCUGUGUGACCUCAUGACUCUCUCCAUGGACACGUACAGCAGGGUGAGACCCACCGAGGCCUUGAUCAGCCAUCAUUACCAGUGUACGUGUACCAAAGAGCUCUGGAUUCUGCUCAUCCACUUCCUGGAACACAGGAGCAAAACCUUACACACUCAGUCCUUCUGGGGUUAUUUAAAUGCUCUGCUGAACUCGGUCCUGAAGGGGGCGCCGUCUGCAGUCACCCCACACUGUAAGGACAAGCUGGGCUUCACCUGGUGGCUCAUCACGCACCUCACCCAACUCGGCAUGUACAACCGCAACGGAGCGCUCCAAAACGAGCUGGAUGAUAACUGGAGUUUUGUGUGUGAGCUGCUGAAGUCCAGCUGUGACGUGAAGGUGGCGGUACAGGAGGAUCAGAUGAGGAUGUACCUACACUGCUGUCUCUCUCUCAGUAUGAUGUGGGAGAGCAACCUCACGUCCAUCAACACACUGUGGGACUUCUACAGCAGGAACCUGAAUGGAUCGUUCACAGUUCCGUGGUUGGGCGUGUCAGGAUUGGCCAGUGUUGGCUCCACCCCCUUGGCUUUGCUAGAACAGGCCAAGAGCUGCUGUAGCCCCGCCCCUUUCAACUCCACGAGCCACGCCCAGCUGUAUCGCUCCACCACUUCUUUUCUUAUUUUUCUUCGUAUGCUAGCGCUGCACCUGAAGCAGCAGAACGGCGCCCCCUGGAGGCAGAUUAAGGGCAGGAUCUACUCUAAAUUCCACGAGCGGCGUAUGGCUGAGCUUUCUGAGAGCGGAUUACAUCAUUUCCUGCUCCUCUUCCUGGUCCUGUCGCUCUGCGCUGACCUAGAGGACACCGCCGGCCGCGCCCUGGACCUGUUAGCGUAUCGGUUGCCUGCGGCGGUGACGGUGAUGUCGUGGCGAGGACGAUUAGCUCUGCUGCUGGCGUAUGUGGAGCGAGGCGUGGACGUAGCUGGGGCCGCCGGCCGGAUCUCUGGCUCCUUCAGCAACGCCGCGAGAGAGUUCUACCUCAAGACCACACCCCUGCCGAGGAGGGCGGAGCUGUGGCGCUUAAUCUCUGCCUACUUGGAAGGUGUGGGGCAGGUGUGGCAGAGCAGCGCCACCUUGUGUCUUUCAGAGGAAAGGCUUAUCAACGAGGGCUUCGGCCUGCUGCUGCCUGCGUGUGGCGCUAAAGAGCUCGACACGGCGCUCGAUUUCCUGCAGAUGGUGCUGAUGCAGCUACGGAGGGUACAGCAGUCUUCUCUCUCUGGUUCUCUGGAGUCUGCUGGUGCUGCUCCUCCUCUCAGUGUGGUGAAAGAGCACCAUCUAGCAGUAGCAGUCACCCUGUGGACUCACUUCCUGCCGUUCCUGCGCUCACACAGACUCUCUCAGACCCCCCCGGGCGAGCUCGCUCACGCCGCUGCAGGUUUUACUCGGUUAGCUUUGGAUCUGCCUAACUCCGCCCCUCAGAACCUCCAGCCCCGCCCACUCCAGUAUAUGCUUCAGUGCUUUGGCUGGGAUGAGAUGCUCCGGCCACUACUUGUGACCCGCUACCUGAACCAGCUACUGAAUAACGAGCAUUUGGUGUGUAAGAUGUGCAGUGGGUGUGAUUCAGCUCAAGCGUUGUGUGUGAAAGCGUGGAUUCGCUGUAUUCUACAGCAGCAUCAGCACAUCAGCAGCCCCGACACCCCCCACCCCAGCAGAGCAGACAGGGAUCUAAAGGAACAGUUGUGUGAGUUGACCGGAUUGAUCCUCAGGUUACCGGAGGUUCAGUCUCUGUUUCAGCGAGCCGGACUGAACACCGACACGGCGGCACUAGAACCCAAACCUGCACUCAGCCUCUUCAUAAAGUCUGUAGGUCGUGUGUAUCACUCUCUGCAGGUACAGACUGAGCGUAUAUCUCUGGUGUGUAAAGCUCUGGAGUAUGUAGGAGACCUCAUGAAGUUCAUCAAACCAAACCUACUGAACAGGAGUCCAGAGGGUCUGCACACCACCUACUGGGUCCUCGGCUGUGUGGUUAAGCAGUGGAGCCCCCUGCUGGCCACAGCUAAAGCUCAGCCCCUCCUCCUGCGCAUCAUCGACGUCCUCUUGCUACCUCAUUCGCUGCUGCAGGAUAAAGCCCCGCCCACACAACUCAUCUCCGCCCUCCGGGACACGCUCCCUCUCUACCUGCAGGGUUUGUCUGUAGCAGUGGGCGUGGCCCAGACUCAGGUUUCAUACCUGAAGCAGCAGCUGCGUAACGUCGUCAGUCAGUACCUGAGCCGAUUCCUCCAGGCCACACCCACUAUCGGAGCAGUAGCCAAUCACCCGGUGCUGCUGGCUGGCUGUGAGGCCACGCCCACCCCACACGGGGCGGCACUGAGGCGGAGCAUCCUGCAGGUGAUCAGAGAGAACUUCCUGCAGUUUAGAGGCCACGCCCCUCCUCCUCGACUGACAGCCGUGCUCAUGUUUCUAUUGGAGCUCCUGAGACGCAGUAAUGACACUGACCCCGCCCUCCUCACGCUGCCCCUCCCACCUGUACUGCGCUGUCUGAUGCUGGUUAAUGAACCUCAAGUGAGGAAGUUGAGUACGGAGUGUGUGCAGCUGAUGGUGGAAAGAAGUUCCUCUGCAGCCGGAGGAGAACCGUGUGAGGAGCUCAUCAUCUCACUACGUACGUUUGUAGAGGAGAACGAGGGUGUGUAUGAGGUUCAGAUGUACAGCGUUUUGGAGACGGUAGCGGUUCUCAGCCCCCCGGCGGUGGCGGCUCUGGUUCCGGUUCUGUCUCUGAGUUUACGGAACACGGAGCAGAAGAGAGGACUCGGGAGGAACAGCGCCCUCAGGAACGGGUACAGGACUCUGUUGGCACUGUUAGGAGACGCCGGUCAGGCUGAGAUGGUUCAUCUGGAACAGGACUGACCUUUGACCUCUGUGAUAAUACUGUAAAUAUUGUGUUCGUGCAGGAUUCAUGUGUUAUUAUAAACAUUUUCAAUAAAUCUAAAAUCUGAUUGUUAA